AAAAUUUCAACUUUUGUUUCUUUUACGUUUGUGCAAUAAUAAAUAAUAUGUUAAAGAAUCAGUUUUUUACUUAUACAUAAAAAUAAAAAUUCUUCAUUUUUAAUUUAUUUGUUGUUCUGCUGACUGAGAUGUGGUGAUAAAGUAUUUUUUUUAUAAUAUUUUUACGUUUUUUUUUGUCUGGCUGGCUGACUGUUAAAAAUAUAACUAAAAAAAACAAAAAAGAUCACAAAAAAUAUCAAAAAAACAAAGUAGCUGCUGCUGAGUUGGUCAAAUUUUUUAUAAAUAUUGCGGUGGCGGAAUUAUUUUUAUAAGUGUGCUAUAUGCUAAAUUUGCAAGAAAUAUACAUAUUUAAAAACACGCAAAAUAAAGCUAAUAAAUAAAUAUAUAUUGUGGAUAAAAAAUAAAUGAAAAAAUUUAACAAAAUGGAUCCUGAUUUAGAUAAUGAACAAAGUGUUUUAUGUGAAAAAAUCAUCAAUGAUAUUAAUACUGUAUUUCUCAAGGACAUAGAACUAACCUCCUUUGAAAUUAUACCCACUGUGCUGAAUCGCAACAAAUCACCUGUCAUACAUGUCGAACACAAUUUGGGUCUGGAGUCGUGGUGUGCCAAACACGUCUACGAUCAUGCGCACAAAAUGCUAAUGAACUACAAAAAACAAUCUCUGCAGCGAUACGUACAACAAAGUGAAAUAGUGCUCAAGUACCUGAAUGUGGCGCUGCUAAUAAAUCCCGAUGUGACAGGGUUCUGGCACAUACGGCGACAACUAAUGCAAAAGAAUCGCCUGAAAAUGAAUAGAGAAUUGAAAUUUUCAGCUUUGGUGCUAAGCAAGAAACCAAAAUCAAAUGAGGCCUUUGCCUAUCGCCGUUGGUUGUUCUCAUUUCAGAGUGCCGAAUCCAUAGACUGGCAUUUGGAGAUAGGUAUUUGUGAACGUUGUGCUGAUCGCAGUUCUAGCAACUAUCAUGCCUGGUCUCAUCGCCAGUGGGUGCUGCAAAAUUCCCCCACCAUCAUUAGAGCGGAAAUAAUGCGUUCGGAAAAGUUUAUGCGCAAACACAUCAGUGAUUAUAGCAGCUAUCACUACAGACAACUGCUUAUAGCUCAGGCCUAUCAUUUAAGUUACUAUGACGCCGAGGAACUGCAACAUCUACAUGACCUCAAAGAACUUAUAAACUAUUAUCUAAUAGCCGAUGUCCAGUGUCCCACACAAAUUCUAGAUCUACUGCUGCCCGGCAUUGAUCAUUCGGCCAUAGGCGAACAAAGACUCAAAUCUUUCCUGUACUGCUGUAAUCUAUCGGCUCACGAUAUGCGCCUGUGUGAUGAUCAGAAAAAUAUGUACGGUGAAAGGGAAUCAUUUGAGCUACAUCGUCGUGCCUCUUUAAAAUUCAUUGUUGAACAAUGUGUACGUUUGCUGAGUGGCGAUUGGGUGGGCAUGUAUUCACCGCCGGCCACUCCCGAACAGAAACAACAAUUUAAUAUGCAUUUACGUAAAUUUGACUAUAAUUCGUAUGAAUUUCUGUUGGCCUUAAAGAAAUCUGAAGGUCUACUAGGUCCUAAACAUCGUAAAUGGUGUUCAUUGUUUUUGGGUUUCGAUUAUGAAUCGGGUGCUGCUUAGAAUUGAGCAUAUUUGUGGUAAUUUUUCUGUUCACUACUCAUUUAGUAAAAAUCUUUAUUUGUUUUUAUGUUUAAUUUUUUUUUUUAGUUUUAUUUGUUAUAAAAUAAUUGCUGUGAUUUUGAUGUAAACUAGUCAGAUAUGCAGGUAUUAAGGGGUUAAAGUGGGAGUCUAUGUUCUGUCUGUUAUGCCUGGGGACUCGUCCCAACAUCAAUUUAUUUAUCGCCACCAGGAGCACGUCAGUCUGUGAUCGGAUGAUGAAUGUUGAUAGUUCUGGUGAAGUUGCUUUAAAGUGAUGAAGGUUUAUCUGUACCACUAGCAGCCUCCUUGGUAGUGUCGGGUUUCGAGUACCGAAACCUGUUAGUCUAUCGAUCGGUUCUCUUGGUUCCCCUUGUUCUCACCAGUAGGAGGUGAUGCCUCCGCUAUCUGACCCUGGCAAUUAUGAUAUCGUGCUCAACGUCAGAGUGCAUAGUCAUCUCCUCCAACUUCUGAGUGGUGCAAGUUUCCCAACAACCUCUCUUGUCCAAAAUAUAACAUUUUAUCAUUGUUCAACUUCCCCUAAAAUGUAUAACUCGAUAGACUAGACGAUAGUGAGGAUAAGUGGACUAUUUUUGUCCAAAAUAUCUGCAAAUCUUUCUUUAUUACAACAAGAAUACAGCAAUUUUACUGUAAUUGUUUUUAUUAUUUAAUUACAAAAAAAAACAAUGAUUUUUGUUAGUGUUUAAAUUCAAAAUGUUUGCAUUUAUAAGAAAAUAAUUUAUAGUUGUUAUAAAAUCACAGUCUAUAUUAAAAGAUUUUAUGUUAAAGUUUAAAUCAUAGAGAAAUAUACAUAGAGCAGAAACUCGCCUAACAAAAACCUAACUCAGUUGUCAAAAACCUAAGUGGUGUUCAGUCUCCAGAAGUUCUAGGAGACUGUCCCGAACUAGUGAUUUCACCUAUCAUUUAGGAUGACAACUAGUUACUCUCUAGACUACAAAAAGUACAAAAUAUAUAAAGAGGAGUCAGCCAAGUGUUUAGACAUUUGUGAAAAUUACUGUGUAUAACCCUAUGUCUACACCUGAUAAAUUUUUGUCAAGAUAAACAUAAAAAUGGUUGUCUAGACAUAAAAUUAUCUGGUAUAGUCUACAUUUUUUAGUGUUAUUGCUUUGUUAUGACAAAAUUGUUUAGUGCUUUUGCUCAGACAACCAUUGUCUUGCUAACAAAUGUCAUUAAUUGUUAUGAUAUAGAUAUUUGUCAAGUAUAGACAGGCUUAACUGCUUAACAAAAACAACAAUCGUAUGUGUAAUUGUGUGAGUAAUUUGUUUGUUUAUGUUUUUCUUCUAGUUUCCGCUCUUUGUAUAUUUCUCUGUAGUUAAAAGAGAACAGUUUAAAUAUGGCGUCAUAGUUGAUACAAGCUGUGAAACCGUUAAAAUAUUAAAAAGUAAGAAAUUAUAAAUAAAAAAAAUAUAAUUUUCAAGUCACAAACUAAAUCUAAAUGAAAA
Molecule: messenger RNA, 3085 nt
Organism: Calliphora vicina (urban bluebottle blowfly)
Lineage: Eukaryota; Metazoa; Arthropoda; Insecta; Diptera; Calliphoridae
Gene: temp
Product: protein prenyltransferase alpha subunit repeat-containing protein tempura
Exons: 3
Coding region: 405-1607 (400 amino acids)
Biological process (GO): protein prenylation
Cellular component (GO): cytoplasm
Molecular function (GO): protein prenyltransferase activity
Source: RefSeq, a predicted model, not a curated record